GAACAGGAAGCGGCUGCUUUUGAGUGUAGAAGGCUGACAUAGGAAGUGCGUGACACUGUGCUUGUUACUAGUCUGACAUGGGAAAGAAGGAAAAGUGGGACCGAGCAGACAAGAAAAAAUCAAAGAAACGUCACUACGAGGAUGAGGAUGAUGACGAGGAUGAUGUACAAGGUUCAGAGGCCCAAGAAGCUGUUCCUUCUGCUGCAGGGAAGCAGGUGGACGAAGAUGGCAUUAAGCAUGAUGAAUAUGGUGCUAAAGACUACAGACUGCAAAUGCCUUUGAAAGGGGACCAUGCCUCUCGCCCACUGUGGGUGGCCCCUGAUGGUCACAUCUUUCUGGAAGCAUUCUCUCCCGUCUACAAAUAUGCCCAAGACUUUCUAGUGGCCAUCUCCGAGCCUGUAUGCAGACCUGUUCACGUUCAUGAAUACAAACUCACUGCAUAUUCACUGUAUGCAGCAGUUAGUGUUGGGCUUCAAACAAGUGACAUCAUUGAGUAUCUGCAAAAACUGAGCAAAACUGGUGUCCCUGAUGGAAUUGUGCAGUUUAUCAAGCUCUGCACAGUCAGUUAUGGAAAAGUGAAGAUGGUCCUGAAGCACAACAGAUAUUUUGUUGAAAGUGCACACCCAGAAGUCAUCCAGGAUUUGCUCAAAGAUUCUGUGAUUCGAAACUGUAGACUGCGUAAUGCCGAUGGGGAUGAGACCGAACUAAUCAAAGAAACCUUUACAAGCAAAUCUGCUAUUUCCAAAGCUACUGAAGGAUCCAGUGGUCCCUCUACCUCUCAGAAUCCUGAAGACGCGACAAAGCCAGACGUCCCUGCUGACCUUUUUGAAUUUUAUGAACAAAUGGACAAAGAAGAGGAAGAGGAGGAAGAAACACAGACAGUUUCUUUUGAGGUUAAACAGGAGAACAUUGAAGAGCUUCAGAAGCGGUGCAUCCACCUUGAAUACCCUUUGCUGGCUGAAUAUGACUUCAGAAAUGACACCAUGAACCCUGACAUUAACAUUGAUCUAAAGCCCACAGCCGUUCUUCGACCUUACCAAGAGAAGAGUCUUAGGAAGAUGUUUGGCAAUGGACGUGCUCGAUCUGGUGUCAUUGUGCUCCCUUGCGGUGCUGGUAAAUCUUUGGUUGGUGUUACUGCUGCUUGCACAGUUCGGAAAAGAUGUUUAGUACUUGGGAAUUCUGCUGUUUCUGUGGAACAAUGGAAGGCCCAAUUUAAAAUGUGGUCCACCAUUGACGACAGUCAGAUUUGUCGAUUUACAUCUGAUGCAAAGGACAAGCCAAUCGGAUGCUCUAUCGCUAUUAGCACUUACUCUAUGCUGGGACAUACAACUAAACGAUCAUGGGAGGCUGAACGUGUGAUGGAUUGGCUCAAAAGUCAAGAAUGGGGUCUGAUGAUUUUAGAUGAAGUGCACACAAUACCAGCUAAAAUGUUCCGAAGAGUAUUGACCAUAGUUCAAGCACACUGCAAAGUGGGGCUAACAGCCACGCUUGUUCGAGAAGAUGACAAAAUUGUUGAUUUGAAUUUUCUGAUUGGUCCUAAACUAUAUGAAGCCAACUGGAUGGAACUGCAAAAUAAUGGUUAUAUUGCAAAGGUGCAAUGUGCAGAGGUCUGGUGUCCAAUGUCUCCUGAAUUCUACAGAGAAUAUGUCGCUAUCAAAACAAAGAAGAGAAUUUUGUUGUACACCAUGAACCCAAAUAAAUUUAGAGCUUGCCAGUUCCUGAUUAAGUUCCAUGAACGGAGGAAUGACAAGAUUAUUGUGUUUGCAGACAAUGUAUUUGCGCUAAAGGAGUUUGCCAUCAGGCUGAACAAACCUUAUAUUUAUGGCCCUACAUCACAAGGAGAGAGGAUGCAAAUUCUCCAAAAUUUCAAACAUAACCCAAAAAUCAACACAAUAUUUAUAUCUAAGGUUGGUGACACAUCUUUUGAUCUACCAGAGGCUAAUGUACUCAUUCAAAUUUCAUCCCAUGGUGGCUCUCGAAGACAGGAAGCUCAACGUCUGGGUCGCGUUCUCAGAGCUAAAAAAGGGAUGGUAGCUGAGGAAUACAAUGCUUUUUUCUAUUCCUUGGUAUCCCAGGACACACAAGAAAUGGCAUAUUCUACCAAAAGGCAAAGAUUCUUAGUGGAUCAAGGUUAUAGCUUUAAGGUCGCACGACGUGUGGGCACAAUGAGUUCCAUGUCAGGGGCAGACGAUACCAUUUAUAUGGAAUACCAUGCACCACGAAACAAAGGAGCUGCAGGCAAGCAUGUGCAUCCACUUUUUAAACGCUUCAGGAAGUGAAUCCAACUCAUAUUCCGUAUAGUAGUAUGGAAAUGUAAACAGUACUAAAGGAGGACUGUAUAGAUUAUAUUUUUCAUUAUAAAGCUAUGACCUCACUGUGCGAGGUUGUAUAUAGGGUUGAAAGAGUAUUUCUGCAAAGCUGCAGAAAGUGACGUAAUUGAAAAUGUAUAUUCUUGUAAACAAUAAAAGUAAAUUUUUUGUUUCAGAUACUUUAAGCCUAUAUAUAAUAGGCUAAACAAUCAAUAUAAUUUAUUAAAAAAAUAAUAAAACCUCACCAAAGAGGUUUAAAAUAAAUAUACAUUGUGCUCUUAGUAUCUAAGCAUGUGUUUAUUUGUGUAGACUGUUAGUUGUAUUGUAUUCUUUUUGCAAAAUAAACUUAUUACAGAAAAUA
Molecule: messenger RNA, 2670 nt
Organism: Bombina bombina (fire-bellied toad)
Lineage: Eukaryota; Metazoa; Chordata; Amphibia; Anura; Bombinatoridae
Gene: ERCC3
Product: ERCC excision repair 3, TFIIH core complex helicase subunit
Biological process (GO): transcription initiation at RNA polymerase II promoter; nucleotide-excision repair
Cellular component (GO): transcription factor TFIIH holo complex; nucleotide-excision repair factor 3 complex; transcription preinitiation complex
Molecular function (GO): ATP binding; DNA binding; 3'-5' DNA helicase activity
Source: RefSeq, a predicted model, not a curated record